CCUCGCAAAAGUGAUAUUCUUUUGCCUUUGGAGAUUUGCGAAAUUAUCCCAGGUCAAAAAUAUAAGCCGGAGCUUUCUUCAUUUCAACGUCAGGAGAUGAUCGAAAAAACUGCUGUUAAACCUAGCGUUAGAUUUAAUCAUCUGAUGAAUGCUUCAAGAGAAAUAUAUAAACAUCAGGCCGAUGAAAAUAUAGCUUCUAUCGGCAUGGAGGUGGAUAAAGAGUUUAUUAGACUCAUGGCUCGCGUCCUUCCACCGCCCAGAUUAAUCGAUCGAGAGAAUAGGCCGAUAAAUCCAACCUCGGGUGGUUGGGAUGUCAAAAGGUUUAUAAGGGGAACAAAUAUUUAUAAUUGGUCUGUUGUAGUAUUUGAGGAUAUGAAAAAAUUACCAAGGAAUGUAUUGCAGAAUGCAUUAAUUCAGCUGAUGGAAUCUCUCUCCCAGAAAGGACUUAAUAUCAUGAACAACCGCCCUCCAAUUUAUUAUGCCAAUCCUCAGGGGGAUUAUUUAAAAUCCCUUCUUAUUGGUUUCAACAAUGCAAGAAUCGAAAAAAGCAAAGCGCCGCAAUUAAUUAUCUGCAUUGUUCAAAAAAAAGUUAAGGUUGACACAGGGCUACAUCCAAUUAUCAAGAAAAUAUGCGGAGUAGAGUUGGGUGUAGUCACUCAAUGUAUCGUGGCAUUAAAUAUGGUAUCAGACAAGUGGAGAAGUAUUUGCGGUAACAUUGCUCUGAAGAUUAACGGCAAGUUGGGUGGCACGAACUCCACCUUACUCGAUCAUGAGUUGAAAUUCAAGACGACUACGACUCCAAUGGUUAUCGGGGCGGACGUUUUUCAUCCUAGUAAGGAUGACAAAAAAAGAGGUCGUCCUAGCGUGUCUGGGAUAUGCGCAUCUAUGGAUCCAGAGGUUACAAAAUAUAUUGCGCGUUAUGGAAUGAAUAGAACACUAAACAACGAGACCAUUGAAAAUCUGGAGGGGAUGAUUCGAGAAUUGCUCGAACAAUUUCGAAUACAAAACGACGGUGCGCUUCCGGAACAAAUUAUAUUUUACCGAGAUGGAGUCGCCGAAGGUCAAUUUCAAAUGGUAUUGGACGAAGAGGUUGCCGCUAUAAAGAGCGCGUCCAAGGAAGUAUACGGAUAUCGCGACCCACCAAAGUUGACAUUUUUAAUUGUUCAGAAGAGACAUCACGCCAGAUUUAUGCCGGUUAAUAAGGACGAUCGCGACCAAAACAGUGAAAAUUGUAAGCCCGGAACUGUGGUUGAUACAGAAAUUGUUGUACCACAGAAUUUUACAUUCUUUUUACAGAGUCACGCAAGUCCACUUGGGACAGCCAGAUCUGCCUACUAUCACGUAAUCCUUAAUGAAGGUAAUUUCUCGGCGGACGAGAUUCAAGAAAUCACGUAUAGGUUAUGUUUCUUAUCCGUGAGGCAAAAAAUUUUGUAG
This is a messenger RNA of Acaulospora colombiana, 1434 nucleotides long. The record is from the annotation of a GenBank genome assembly. NCBI's taxonomy places the organism in Eukaryota, Fungi, Glomeromycota, Glomeromycetes, Diversisporales, Acaulosporaceae.